GCAUUAAAUACAAUGCCAGCAAAGCUCGAUGAUACUUAUGACCAGGCCAUGGAGAGAAUCAAACAGCAACCUCACCGAAGGCUUGCCCUGCAGGCUCUGACUUGGAUAGUGUACGCCGUUAGACCUCUUCAAGUUAAUGAAAUCCGACAUGCCAUAGCUAUUGAUGAACUGGAACCCGAUGAUCGAUCCAUAUCAGAAGAUAUGCUCACACUACCAGAACUGAUUGUCAACGCUUGUGCGGGGAUGAUUAAAAUCGAUGAAGAAAGCAAUGUCAUUGGCUUGGUGCAUAAAACUACACAAGAAUACUUCGACCGAUAUGGCGCCAAACAUUUCCCAGAUGCACAGUGGAAGAUAGGAAAAGGAUGUCUUACAUAUUUAUCCCUUGAUGUGUUUAGU
Eremomyces bilateralis CBS 781.70 is the source of this 396-nucleotide messenger RNA. RefSeq lists its product as uncharacterized. NCBI's taxonomy places the organism in Eukaryota, Fungi, Ascomycota, Dothideomycetes, Eremomycetales, Eremomycetaceae. The record is from RefSeq and is a predicted model, not a curated record. The transcript has a single exon. The annotation marks the transcript as partial.